AUGCGGCCACACUCACACACAGGCACGAAGGCACUGGUGCCGGACUGUCUCUCUGUCCUCUCCAUAAACGCCAGAGGUCUCAAUAAACCGGAGAAGCGCUCAGGAGCGCUGAGAGACUUCCACGCUCAACGAGCCUCGAUAGUACUAAUACAGGAGACACACUUCAAGGACGGGUCCAGGCCCAAACUGACAAACCAUCACUACCCCACAGGAUAUUACAGCGACUAUCACGCAGGAAGGUCCAGAG
Molecule: messenger RNA, 247 nt
Organism: Pelobates cultripes (western spadefoot toad)
Lineage: Eukaryota; Metazoa; Chordata; Amphibia; Anura; Pelobatidae
Source: the annotation of a GenBank genome assembly